Messenger RNA from Cololabis saira (Pacific saury), 1520 nucleotides. It is a transcript of the gene mid1ip1a, whose product is annotated as MID1 interacting protein 1a. Gene Ontology annotation, biological process: regulation of lipid biosynthetic process. The transcript has a single exon. The coding region runs from base 275 to 799 and encodes 174 amino acids. Gene Ontology annotation, cellular component: cytosol. The record is from RefSeq and is a predicted model, not a curated record. NCBI's taxonomy places the organism in Eukaryota, Metazoa, Chordata, Actinopteri, Beloniformes, Belonidae.
UGAGGCGGGCGUGGUAGCCGGAAGCUGCUUGCCGCACCUCACCUUUCUCACCUGUGGGUCUAUUUCAGGUCACUGCGGCUCCGGUUUCACGCGGAUCAACUGGUUGGACGGGUUUGCAGGACUGGGACCGCCUCAAACUCGAGUGUAUAUAAAGGGAUCCACAUCUCCAGCAGGUUAGAUCACAGAAACAAGAGGGAGAGACACGUGGAACUGCAACAAACUCCUGAGAUUUUAACUUUUCCUGCAGAAAAAGACACUCCAAACCUCCACAAAGAUGAUGAUGCAGCUGUCGGAGCCUCCCAAGCAGAAGAACUCCCUGUUCAACGCCAUGCACCGCUUCAUCGGGGCGGUGAACAACAUGGACCAGACCGUCAUGGUGCCCAGCCUGCUGCGGGACGUGCCCCUGGACCUGGACCUGGACCAGGACCGGGACCAGGACCGGGACCAGGACCGGGCCCUGGCCGCCCUGCGGUCCUCGGACCCGGAGGAGACCGACAUGUACAGCUACUACCAGCUGCUCAAGUCCAUCCGCGGCGACAUCGAGUGGGGCGUGAGGCUGAAGGAGAGGAACCUGGCGGUGACGCGUACCCACUCAUCGGCCUCCUCCUCAUCCUCAUCCUCCUCCUCAUCAGCAUCCUCGUCCUCCUCGGAGGAGGAGGAGGACGAGGAGGACCUGGAGAAGCAGUUCCAGUUCCACCUGACGGGCCUGCAGGGCGUGCUGUCCAAGCUGACCCAGCAGGCCGACUGCCUGACCCGCCGCUACACCGAGGAGGUCGGCAUCGGAGGAUGGGGGCACUAAAACCUGCAACUUAUCGCUUUCGGGCUGAACUUUUCCCCUAAAAGGCCCAAACUUCUGCUGCCGUUACUACUGAACUGAACUGAAACUGCCCCCGGGGGGGUCAAAGGUCUGCCGGCCUGCUUGGUGUCGGUGUAAAACCUCUAAAAACCGUAGAUGUGUUGAUCCUGAACAAAAGCAUCUCUGAGCUCCUACGAUUUUUGCACUGUAUUCAGGUCAAUGAUACACAGAUGAAACGACUAUUUAAGCCUCUAUUUAAUAUAUUUAUUUCUUUACGCUGCUUGAGAACGACUGGUGUUUUUUUUUUUUUCCUGAUUGGGAGACGUUUGCACCGCCGAGCCGCCUCCUCAGGGAGGAUACUGACUCAGGACUCGGCAUCGCCUCUGCGGCGGUGCUGAUGAUGUCGGUGCGCUCGGCCGGCGCCGUCUCCCUCAUGCUGUUUUGUUAUAUGUUUGUGUGUUUUUGUUUUAAGUUCUUUGUCUGGAAGGAGGCAGACGCCGACGGUAUCUGCCCGUGAUCUCCUCGUGUCCUACAUGGUCGAUGAACUGGAAUCGUAUGAUAAUUCUCCUGCAGAAUAAUGAGGGUUUCCACGAGGCCCUGCUGCCACUAAGCCUAUCUGGUAUUAACUUCAGGUCCAUCUGUCUGAAAAAAGUGUUUUAAUGUGUUUUUAACUUACUGUUUUUGUACGGAAAUGUUUCUACAAUAAAUUUUUUUUACACAUUUA